AUGGAUAGGUGGAUUGGAUUUGGUUAUCUUCCUUCCACCAAUGAGUACAAAGUUGUUUUAAUGUAUAAGGAGCCCGAAUAUGUGGUAGUCAUGGUUUACACUCUUGGCAGUCGCAAUGGUUGGAGACACAUUGGGAAAUUCAGACUCAAAUAUAAUUACAUUUACAAAGGACAUGGUACCUUUGCGAAUGGAGCUCUUGAUUGGAUGCACCCAAAAAAUAAGAUGAUUUUAGUCUUUGAUUUGGCUGAUGAAAAGUUUCGUGAACAUCUUUCACCACCUCCUUCGCCAGCAGGCGCCAGUUAUUCAGAAUUUGGAGUUUUGGGUGGGUUUUUAGUUUGUGCUCAUAGAUACUACAAUCCAGACACCAAAAAGUACAUGUUUUCCGAGCUAUGGCUGUAUAAAGAGAAGAAUGAUAAUUAUGACAUGAAAGAGCACCCGUCAUGGGGUUGGACUAAAGAGUUUAUUGCUAUAUUUAGCAUACCGUUAUCAUUUUCGAAGCAAGGUUGUCUCUUAGGCUACGGUUACAACUAUUUGAAUACAGGUUAUGGUCCCUGCUAUUUUGAUAUUUAUGACUCAAAAAUGUUAACCAUGUCCACAGAGCUGCCAAAUUUCAAGGAACAAUUUUGUCAAGUAUUCCCUCACUACCACACCUUUGUUUCUUUAAAAGAACUAGGAGAAGAAGGUACCAAAAUAAUGCAGGCAGUUGAAACUACGAAGCGAAAAAGGCGUGAUUAG
This is a messenger RNA of Papaver somniferum (opium poppy), 735 nucleotides long. RefSeq lists its product as uncharacterized. The coding region runs from base 1 to 735 and encodes 244 amino acids. The transcript has a single exon. Lineage: Eukaryota; Viridiplantae; Streptophyta; Magnoliopsida; Ranunculales; Papaveraceae. The record is from RefSeq and is a predicted model, not a curated record.